GGGUCCUUUUGGAAAGAAUAGUUGCAAUGUUUAUAGGGUAGUUGUAGUAAGAACCUAGUUUAUUUUACAUUUGGCUAAUUGGUCUGUGCUGCAUGGUUAUAUAUUCUUGGAUUAUAGAUUAAAAGUCUCUGUAUUCAUUUCUGAAGAGCAAGCUAUCAUUAAACAUGCCUGUUUAUAAAAAAAUAAAAUAAAAGAGAUCUGAGCUGUUGGCAGAAGCAGCUGAGGCCAGGGGAGGAAACUCGGGAAGGAGAGACAUUUGCCAUGGCGGAACCCUUCAAACAAGUAAUUAGAGGUCCUGUCUGUCUAAAUGAUCUUGAAGAAUCUGUGCAACUGAAAUGUGGAUAUGCCUGCUGCCUCCAAUGCAUCAAUUCAUUGCAGAAGGAGCCCCAUGGGGAAGGUGUACUGUGCCCCUUAUGCACUGUGGUCUCUCAGAAGAAUGACAUCAAGCCCAGGUUCAAGCUGAGGGCACUGAUUUCCAUCCUCAAGGAACUAAAGCCCAAGCUGAAAUCUAUUCUAAUGAUGAACCCAAAGAUGAAGAAGUUUCAAGUGGAUAUGACCUUGGAUGUGGACACAGCCAGCAACUAUCUCAUCAAUUCUGAAGAUCAGAGGAGUGUCCAAUGUGGGGAUUUCAGACAGAACAGGAAAGAGCAGGCUGAAAGGUUCAGCUCUGCACUGUGCAUCCUGGGGACCUCUCGCUUCACUUCAGGAUGCCAUUACUGGGAGGUGGAUGUGGGCACCAGCAAAGGAUGGGAUGUGGGCAUUUGUGAGGAAUCUGUGAAUUAACAUGUGGACAUAGUACUUUCUUCAGAACUCGGCUUCUGGACUGUGGGUUCCAGAAAAGGAAAGAUCUUUGCCGCCAGCACUAUGCCUUCGACUUUUCUCUGGGUGAGUCCCCAGUUGCACAGAGUGGGGGUUUUCCUGGUUGUAGGUAUGAGGUUCAUUUCCUUUUCUAAUGUUAGUUAUGGGUGCCAUAUCUACACAUUCAACAAAAUUCCUGUUAUCGAGCCACUGCGCCCUUUUUUUUCUGAUAAACGUGAAACUCAAGAUGAUCAGAGCUUCCUGAGUAUCUGUCCUGUGAUCAAUCCAGACAAUGCCAGUCCCCCAGUUUAUUCUGGGGAAAAGAAAUAAUUUGAACAUAAUGAUCGAUAGCAAGUUUCUGUGUGCACGUAGCCAGAGCUAAGAACAUUUCUGCUAGAUACACAUAGGUGCAAAGCGAUAGAAGGGAAACAUCAGUCAUUUUGUAAACCAUGAACAGCAAGCAAUUAUAUUAAUUAGGGGAAAAUUACAUUUUACUUAUAAAGUUUGUCAUGCCUUCUUUUGGGUUUGUGUUUAUAUUUCCAUUCAAUAAAUAUUUUGAAACUUCAG
Molecule: messenger RNA, 1365 nt
Organism: Callithrix jacchus (white-tufted-ear marmoset)
Lineage: Eukaryota; Metazoa; Chordata; Mammalia; Primates; Cebidae
Source: RefSeq, a predicted model, not a curated record